Messenger RNA from Coffea eugenioides, 1278 nucleotides. Its product is annotated as putative disease resistance protein RGA3. Bases 1 to 1278 code for a protein of 425 amino acids. Gene Ontology annotation, molecular function: ADP binding. The transcript has 2 exons. Gene Ontology annotation, biological process: defense response to other organism. The record is from RefSeq and is a predicted model, not a curated record. Lineage: Eukaryota; Viridiplantae; Streptophyta; Magnoliopsida; Gentianales; Rubiaceae.
AUGGCUGAAUUGUUUAUUCCAAAGAUAAUAGAUGUACUGGGUGAUGUUGCCGUGAAGCAGCUUGGGGAGAAGGUCAACCUGGUGAUGGGGGUUGAAGAGGAGGUGGCAAAUAUCUCCUCUAAGUUGGCAACCAUUGAAAAAGUGCUGCAUGAUGCAGAGAGACGAAGGCUGAAGGACAGAAGUGUUGGAAUUUGGCUAGAAAAACUUGAGGACAUAACAUAUGAGAUGGAUGAUGUGCUGGACGAAUGGAACUUCAUGAUUCACAGAGCAAAGAAUGAGGGAACUAAUCAGAAUGCCAGAAUGCAGCCUACACUGCGGAACAAGGUUCGUUCCUUUAUCCCAUCCCUUUGUUCUUGUCUCAAACAAGUUCCUGUGCGUAGUGAUAUAGCUCAGAAAAUAAAGAAAAUAAAUGGACAGCUAGAAUUAACUUUGAAAGAGGCAGAUCAAUUCAAAUUUAUUUCAACUGGGGGGAUUCCUGAUUCUCAAGAUUUUCAGCGAAUUAUGACUACCUCAAUCAUAGACGAAUCAGAGGUCUAUGGUCGAGCAGCUGAUAUGGAGAAGGUUCUUGACCAAAUUUUGUCCAAGAGUAGUAGUCAAGGAAGGGAUGGGGUUCAAAUUAUCUCUGUAGUAGGGGCCGGGGGUAGUGGAAAGACCACACUCGCCCAGCUGCUCUUCAAUAAUGAUAAAGUGCAGAACCACUUUGAACUUAGAAAUUGGAUCUGCGUAUCAGAUCCCUUUGACCAGAAAAGGGUCGCGAAAGCUAUCCUUGAGAAUGCUGGAAAAAGUUCUCAUGAAGCAGAGUUGGAUCCGUUGAUCCGACGAAUAAAAGAAACUUUUUUCGGUAAGAGAUUCCUGCUUGUCCUAGAUGAUGUCUGGACAGAGGACGACUCAAAGUGGAAACCUUUCCAAUACGCUCUCAAGGAUGGGGCUCUCGGAAGUGUAAUCUUGGUAACAACAAGGAGUCAUAGAGUGGCCACAGUGGUGGGAUCGACUGAUACUCACGACCUAGGCAUGAUCUCUCACUCUGAUUGUUGGCGAAUAAUGCAAAGGAUAGCAUUUGCCAAAAAAUCAGGGGACUUGUACAAAAAGGUGGAAAGAAUUGGGCAGAAAAUUGCAGAAAAGUGCAAGGGGUUGCCACUUGCUGCGAAGACUAUGGGAAGCCUGUUACGGUUCAAAGAUACCGUACAACAGUGGCAGAAUGUUUUGGACAGUGAGAUAUGGCAAUUGGAGGAAGCAGCUGUGGAACUUUUCCCUCAUUUUUAUAGAAGAGCUUAUUAG